AUGGCCCUGCUGCCAAUGGGAGUGUUCCUAUGGCUGAUGCUGCUGCCGCCACUGGGUCACACUGCUCCCAAGGAUGGAGCCACUAGGCCAGACCCAGAAGUACAGCCCUUGCCCAACCCCUUCCAUCCUGACCAGGAGCAGCUACGACUGCUGCGGAGCUACCUGAGGGGACUGGAGAGGAUGGAGGAGGAGCCGGAGCACAUGAGCCGGGAGCAGGUUCUCCUCUACCUCUUUGCCCUUCACGACUACGACCAGAGUGGCCAGCUGGAUGGCCUGGAGCUCUUGUCCAUGCUGACGGCGGCUCUGGCCCCUCAAGCUGCUGACUCACCCAACACCAACCCGGUGAUCCUCGUUGUGGACAAGGUGCUCGAGACCCAGGACCUGGAUGGAGAUGGGCUCAUGACCCCCGCAGAGCUCAUCAACUUCCCACGGGAGGCCCCCAGCUACACGGAGCCCAGCGAGCCCCUGGCUCCAGCUCCCCAGGAACCACUGCUAGCUAAGGGCCCCUCGAGACAAGAAACACAGGGAGCUGUAGGUCCCCAAGAAGCAGCCGCAGGCCAAGCAGAAGGCGAAAGGGAGCCUUUGGAGCCAGUGCUGGAGGCCAGGGUUGUGGCAAGGUCUGAAGGAGAGGCCCCGAGUCCUCCCGCAGGGGAAGCCAGAGACCAGGUGGAGGCCAGGAACGAUGGAGAGGACGCCAAAGAGGCCCCCAGGGAGACCCUGGCAGCUACAGGCACCCCAAAUGUGCUUGAAGCACACAGCAUUCAAUUGGAGAAUGAUGAGAUGUAACUUUGGUAACUCUGCUGGCACCCCAUGGUGUUUCAGCACCCGAACACAAGCCCUGAGAGGGAGCUGUGUGUGUUGGGACGAGGAUCCGAUCUGUGUCCUCUCUUGGGGCCCCCAGUUGACAGCAGGUCUUCCUGUGUGGCUCAGGGGGAGCGUUAGUUAGGGGACAGGUAUAGGGCCCAGGCAAUCUAUUAUA
This is a messenger RNA of Ochotona princeps (American pika), 979 nucleotides long. It is a transcript of the gene CGREF1, whose product is annotated as cell growth regulator with EF-hand domain 1. The record is from RefSeq and is a predicted model, not a curated record. The coding region runs from base 1 to 786 and encodes 261 amino acids. The transcript is spliced from 5 exons. Lineage: Eukaryota; Metazoa; Chordata; Mammalia; Lagomorpha; Ochotonidae. Gene Ontology annotation, molecular function: calcium ion binding.